GUCUUGCGAAACUGUCUCCCCCCGGGCAGAAAAACAUACACCGCGCCCCAGGAGGUUAAGUAUGCCCGAUAGUCGGCCGGAUAUUAUACGUUUCUACUGCUGUGGUUACGUGUUGCGAGCAAUCAUCGUAUCCCGAGGUCGGGAUCGUCGGAUUCGACGACUGCAAAUCACGAGCGAGAUUACGGAAGACCGAGAGAGGAAGUGUCAAUCGGCGAGUGAUUAAGAAGCAUUUAGAAGUCACGGACGCUCCUCGAAUGACGCACCGUCGCAUCAACUUUCGAUCACCGUCAAUCAAUGCGCGAGCCGGUAUUCCCUCCGUCGAGUGUCAAAAAUCACGAACAUAGCGUGUACGUUGCGCGAGAACGCAACGGGAUGAAAUCAAUGAGAGAUACAUCAGAGGAAACAUCAUCCGAAUGAUAAAUAUCGACGGGAAAUCGCAUGUUCCGUCCGGUCGGUAAACGAUUAUCAUUUCGAGGUCGAUGUUAAUAUCGAUAUUCGCGCGAGACACGCCCGUGUUGGUGUUACUAGUGACAAAUUCCCUGUCCAUCGUGAAGUUAGGUAUCUGUUCGUUUUCGCUGCACCGCUGAACUAGUGCAAUAAGUUGCAGCGAGACAAGUAUAUGUUUUCUCACUUCAACUUAUUGCACUAGUUCAGCGGUGCAGCGAAAACGAACGGAUCUAUUGCUCGGUUUCAUCAUGCGCACCGUGCGCGCAUGUUAUCGUCAAUUGUUAACCGCAGAUAAGAUCUGAUUGUAAAAAUGAAGAUGUGAAAUGUCGGAGAGAGAUAAGUUGUUGGUGUCGCUGUGUUUUUGUUAGCCACUCUUAUUCAUAAGAUACUCGGGACAAGAGGAACGAUACACUCGACAUCAUGACGAGCGAGACUUCAGCGAAUAUACUGACGCUAAAUUGCUGGGGUAUACCAUAUGUUUCGAAACAUAGAACAGCACGUAUGUCCGCUAUUGCAGAGACAUGCGCUAGCAGAGAGUAUGACAUAAUUUGCUUACAAGAGGUAUGGUCUGAAAGUGAUUUUAAGACAAUAAAAGCAAAAGUACAGGAAGUAUUGCCAUAUUCACAUUACUUUUACAGCGGCGUCAUGGGAUCUGGAAUAUGCAUAUUGUCACGGUAUCCUAUCCACGAAGUGAUGUUUCACAAAUGGCCUUUGAAUGGAUAUGUUCAUAAAAUACACCAUGGUGACUGGUUUGGUGGCAAGGGUGUAGGCCUUUGUAAGAUCAAAAUUCGUGACAUGUUUGUCAACAUCUAUGUCGUACAUUUGCACGCGGAAUAUAACAGGGAGAAUGAUGAAUACAAGGCUCACAGAGUGCUGCAGGCAUUCGACACUGCCCAAUUCGUGAGAAUGACCAGCGGUGGCGCGGACGCUGUGAUAUUAACUGGCGAUCUGAAUACAGAGCCGCAAGAUUUAGCGUACAGAAUCAUACGUGGCGUUGCCGGCUUAACGGACGCCUGUCCAAAUAGCGUGAGUCAUAUAGGGACCAAUGAGUGUGCCAAUAACAGUUAUACCACUUCGAAGAUCGCACGUACAAGACCGGAAGGGAAGCGAAUAGAUUAUAUUUUGUAUUUAGAUUCGAGUGCUAUCAAGGCUGAAAUCACAAACUACGAAUUACCUUUGCCAAAUCGUGUGCCGUAUAAGGACUUCAGUUAUUCGGAUCAUGAGGCCGUCACGGCUACGCUCAAGUUCACCAGCGGUGAACAUACUGUAAAGGAUUUCGAUGUAACGGACUCUUUGAAAGAGGCAAAGGGAGUUUGCGAGACCGCAUUGAAAAGCGUGCAACGCCAACGUUUCUGGUAUCUAUUGUCGUGUUGUAUAUUGUUCAUUCCAUUAAUUUGGUCCCUCGGGCUGAAUUGCAUAAACACUUCCAUAGGUAUAGAUAUCGGUUUGAAUAUACUACGGGUUUUUUUAACUGCGAUAUUUUGCUACACAAUGUUCAUGAGUUCGAUAUGGAACAGUGUGGAGAAGAACGCUUUGAAAGCGGGAUGUUUAGCUAUAGAGAUCUACUUGACGAAGUUGAAUAGCGAUCGAAUGCCAAAUUCGCGUGACAAGGUGGAUACUUCUGAAAAGCAAUGAUCAAUGUACUGACGUUUGAACUUGAUUGACGGGCUCAGAGACAAUAUCGCGAUAUUAAGAAAAAAAAAAGUUACUUGCGUAUCCUCUCUUUGAUAUAAAUCUUCUCUGAUAUAUUUCUUUGACUUGUGUGUUCUCUACAGCGUAUGUAAAAGAAGCUUCAUUUAAAUUACAAAGAGACGAUGUUUCCUUGGUUUUACAUUUAUAUAUUGAAUUUAAGUUGCGUAAAAUUCACGAUUUUAUUAAAUGAAUAAAGAUUUGAUAAUUAAGACAAAUCAAGCUUGGCGUUAAAAAAAAGAAAAUGUAAAUCAAGGCCUAAGCUGUAAAGCCGUGUGAUGUGAACGGUACUCAAUGUCUCCUUCAAGUCGCUCAUUAUUAACGAAAAAGGCAUUGUGACGUUCUGGAUAUGAAUCUAGAAAUAGACACAAUAACGAUAGUAUUAUGAUAUCGAUUGACCAAUUCACAAGAACUGCGCAUAUCAUUUCACGCCUGUCAACGAUAUACAUAUAUUACGGCAAAAUACCUAUUCGUGUACGUAUGUACGUAUGUACGUUUAAUACGUAAUAAUUCGAGGAAAUCGAAGUUUCGUCCAGUUUUCAAAUCCAAUUUUUCACGCUUUAUCGCGUACCGUUUUAUACAAAUUAUGCUUUGUAUUUCAAUAUCGAAAUUAAUAAAGUACAACAUUGAAUAAGCA
Molecule: messenger RNA, 2773 nt
Organism: Dinoponera quadriceps
Lineage: Eukaryota; Metazoa; Arthropoda; Insecta; Hymenoptera; Formicidae
Gene: nSMase
Product: putative neutral sphingomyelinase
Exons: 7
Coding region: 868-2082 (404 amino acids)
Cellular component (GO): cytoplasm
Molecular function (GO): sphingomyelin phosphodiesterase activity
Source: RefSeq, a predicted model, not a curated record